UGAAACUGCAUAUUCUUCGAGGCGUUGCAGACAAAGCCUUAUUUUUACUUUUUUGCUGCAUUGACCGAUCCUCUUGCCUUCGCGCAUGUGGGCACUUGGACUUUCUGUGGUAUUCCUGCACUGUUGUUAUGUUUCUGUCGCGUCCCGCUGCCUUAAGGCCCAAUCACCACGCGUCAACCUUCAUAGUUCUUCGCUUCUGACAGAUCUCUUCCAUUAGCCGUGCAAUUGUUUCGAAUUGGCGCGAUUGCUACUCUGGACAUCCGCUUGCAGCCUGAAGACUAGGUGGUGCGUCGCGCAUUGUGACGAGUUGCGCUUGCCGUGCCAGAGUAUCUGAUUAGAGACGGAUUCUGACAUCAGUCUCAUAUCGGGAUCCCCUCAGCGCUUCAAGGGACACGCUCUUGCACCGCCUCAGAUUUUGACUUCCUGCUUUGUCGCCUCGUUACCGACAUCGCCUGGCAGCCUAACUGAUUUAGAGCCUGGACGAGGUGAACUACGACCUAUCGUCCCAGAUCAAACUCUGUAGCUCCCACAGGGCCACCCCAAUUCUGUGGCGGCGAUAAGCAGUAGUGCGUUUCUACCAAGCGAUUGCGCUUUGUCUGACAACGCAUCGAGUACGAGCCUAGUCGAGGGCAUCCUGGUUAGCUGCAUCCGAGCCCAACCACGUUACACUUUGAAGGUGGAUGUAGAAAAAAGACGGACCCUCCAAAGGAUCUUGUUAGAAGUUACUCUGUGGAUUGUUCUGUGGAACAAGCAUCUCCCCAAAGCUGAUCUCAUUGAUCUCGAAAGCUGAAAAGCACCAGAGACUAAAGGUAAGCGCCCAGAUCAAGCGCCCUCCGUCCCCAUCAAACCCCACCGAUUGAUCCAGUGACCGCUUCGUGCUGCGCCUUGAAUCCACUAGCUAAUAAGCGUUUGCAGUUCUUGCACAUUUGAUCUACAAAUCAUAAGUUACAAGCGGCGCCUGCUCUGUAACUGCCCCUCAGCUUGCCCGAUAACCUCAAGCGCAGUCUUUAUAUCCUAUCACACUGCCGUGGUUCUUUGUCGCUUUAUUUGACUGGAACAUCGGUUCACCAAUCAUUCAUCUUCGACGCUGUUAUUGGUCCUAGUUGGCCGGUUCCUGGCAUUUGAAAACCACUAACAGCAACACUAACUAGGAAGUGUGACAGGCGUGUUGCUCCGCCGAAAUCUCACAGUAUGGAAUAUUCUCCACAAUAUCAACAACAACAUGGUCAACAUCCGCACCCGGCCUCUCAUAUGACCGGCGCAUAUCCAACAGCACCUCAGAACCCCGGGUCCGCUCUGGGAUCGAUGACAUCCCCAACCAACCCUCAAACACACAUACAACAAGCACAUCCCACGCAUCAGGCCUCUCCUGUUGUUCCAUCCCAGUCCCAUUACCAGCAGGCGCAGAAUGCCCCGGGCUCGAUGCACCAGCAAAUGAACUUUCCUCAGUCAUAUGGCGUCACGACGGCCAUGCCGCCGCAACCAUACGGUAUAUCUCCCACCCAGGCUGCUGCGAUGGCGACGGCAGCGGCUUCAGGGCAGUUCUAUCCUACACACGGGGAUUCGAUAGCUGGUCAAAUGGCACAAGGCCCGCGCGGCUCACCCCGCAUGGCAGGAGUGCCGGUGAAGACUGACCGGAAUCCCCGGUCUCCGCCUCAAAUUCCCGGCCAGAUGCCACCGAUGGGUUCGCAGGUACCGCUAACACCAACCGCUCAAAUGCAGCAGCGUCGCAUGAGCCAUGUCGGUAGCCCGCACGUGCAGAACGCCCAGCCUGUCAUGAAUCACGUUGGUAGACCUUCAGUGCCUCCGCCGAUGCCACCUCCUCAGCACCCCGUUCAGCAGACGCAAACUUCCCCAGACAUGAUGCCUAGUGGCGCAGAGGAGUCGCCAUUGUACGUGAAUGCAAAACAGUUUCACCGUAUCCUCAAGCGACGCGUUGCGCGACAGAAAUUAGAAGAACAGUUACGACUCACAUCUAAAGGUCGCAAACCGUAUCUCCAUGAGUCCCGUCACAACCACGCGAUGCGUCGCCCCCGAGGCCCCGGCGGUCGAUUCCUGACCGCAGACGAAGUGGCCGCGAUGGAGAAGAAGAAUGCUGCAGGUGGACAGGAGAAUGCAGAUCCGAAUGCUUCAAAAGCGGUCAGUGACAGUUCACCUGCGUCUCAGAAACGCAAAGCCAGUGAUGGCAAUAACGAAAACCCUAACUCUGCGAAGAAAGCAAAGACCGGCGCCCAGAAAGCCAGUAACAAUGCCGACGAAAGCGAGGCAGAGUCCGGCGGUCCCUCGGAUGAAGAUGGCUGAGUUUUGCGCGAUCGUCUUUUUGAUUUCUUCUGGGUGGCUGGCUUUGGAAAAUGUGUAUCUUUUUUCCUUCGUUCCAUUCAUGUCUGUUUAUAUUGUUAUGCUGGUAUGAUGUCUGAUAUUACCUUCAUGAUCCUCACUAUGUCAGGAUUGCAUGUAUGAUGUGCCCAUGGUUUGAGACUCUUUUUUUUGUUUUCUCUUCUUUAGCGUGGUGGAUGAGCUUGGUUUCCUGGAUGGGCGACAUUGCCGAUACCCCUUAUCAUUUCUGUGUACCGAGCCCAGUACGGUUCGGGAAUUGGAAUGCAGAUAUACCGCUGAUGUUGCAACUGUUUCCCCAGGGCAUCCUAGAUGCCGCCACGUCGUAUUUUUCUCCUUUUCUCCCGAUAACCGCCUUUUUAUCCUUUAGUUAUACAUACCCUGUUUGCUUCCGUUUCUUCUCUCGCGUCGUCCUUUAUGGCUUCUUCGGACGGAUAUAGAGAGAGGUUCCUUUGCGGGUAAAUGCUUUGAUCUUGGAGUCUCGGCGUGGUGGCAGAUGUAGCGGGCUAGAUCUGUUUUACUUCACGCUUCAUCGGCUCAUGCCCUAGGUUUUCCGCUGCACGAAACACAAUAUACACUCGAGUGCUUUUUGGUAUAUGCGGCGUUUUAUGCUAAGAUGGGGUUCGACAACAGGGUCCAUUGGUCCUAUUUCUCUUAACAAUGAGCUCAUCCUCAUGCUUUAUUUUCUCACCACAAACAAGUGGAAUUGUCGACAAGAUAUUGGCAAAGCAGAUAUGUUACAACCUCUGUGCUUGGAUUGAUUCUGUCUGCGGUGAUAUGGCGUCCUGAUUUUCAUCUGUUGUUUUGUGAUUCCCCUUCAAUAGUACGUUCCUGCAGGAGGUUAAAAGGAUGUCACAAUAUACUUUCCAGUGUGCUUGAUGUAUACUUAAUCAGAUCUCAUCUCUAGUAGUUGGCUAUUUUCCCAAGACGAAUGAAUACUUUAACCAAUCGAACGGAUUAAAGAUAUAUUUGCGCUUGGAUGCCGCGACCCCGAAUGUAAGUGGUAGCCCUCCGUGUACGUAAAUGUGUCUAUUGUAGCAUACUGACAUUUCGUACUCCCAUAGUUGAUUGCCCCGAAAUAAAUGUCCAUGGGCAGCCUGAACUUACCUGAAGUGACGGAAUCUGCCUGCACAGUAAACAAUGGCUGCCCUGGUGUCACGUGACCGCUAAGCUAUCACAUAAUCAGCUGUAGUCAAGACGGGCUAUCCCCAAUUAGGACU
Molecule: messenger RNA, 3554 nt
Organism: Aspergillus nidulans FGSC A4
Lineage: Eukaryota; Fungi; Ascomycota; Eurotiomycetes; Eurotiales; Aspergillaceae
Gene: hapB
Product: transcription activator HAP2
Exons: 2
Coding region: 1192-2301 (369 amino acids)
Biological process (GO): DNA-templated transcription; regulation of DNA-templated transcription
Cellular component (GO): CCAAT-binding factor complex; nucleus
Molecular function (GO): DNA binding; DNA-binding transcription factor activity
Source: RefSeq, a predicted model, not a curated record